Molecule: messenger RNA, 1368 nt
Organism: Camelina sativa (false flax)
Lineage: Eukaryota; Viridiplantae; Streptophyta; Magnoliopsida; Brassicales; Brassicaceae
Molecular function (GO): RNA-DNA hybrid ribonuclease activity; nucleic acid binding
Source: RefSeq, a predicted model, not a curated record
AUGGACCCUUGGGUGGAAGAUGGAGAGAUGAGACCACCUUGGAUAAAAAACACCAUCAUCGACAUCAACUUACAAGUCAAAGAUCUCAUUGACUUUGAGAGAAGAGAUUGGGAUAUUCAAAAGCUGGAGUUUCACUUCCUCCCGAUAGACAUUGCUAGGAUCUUGAAAAGUAAACCUGUGGUGGACAAAGAGGACAUUUUUGUGUUGAAACACAAUAAAAGUGGUGAUUUCUCGGUCAAAUCAGCGUAUUGGGUGGCGGAUACUCAGUUCAACCAUGAACUGCACCAGGAAGCAAACAUCCAGCCUUCGAUUAACGACCUGAAAGCACAGGUUUGGAAGCUUCACUCAGAUCCCAAGCUUAAAGUUUUUCUCUCGAAAAUCCUGAGUGGAGCUCUACCAGUCAUCUCAAAACUCAAAAACAGAGGGAUUCGGCUUGAAGAUAGAUGCCAACUGUGUGGUCAGCUAGAUGAAACAAUCAACCACGUUCUCUUUCAGUGCUUUGGGGCUAGACAGGUCUGGGCUCUUUCAGAUUACCCUUCUCCUGAGUUCGGCUAUGAUAAGGGAUCUGUCUUCUCGAACCUUCACCAUUUACUGAUUAACAGAGACAAUAAACACUGGCCAUCUCAGUUGAGAAAAAGCUUUCCCUGGAUCAUUUGGCGAAUCUGGAAGAACAGAAACAGCUUCCUCUUUGAAAACAAGUUUUUCUCUCCUCCCGAUUCGGUGAUCAAAAUUAGAGAUGAGGUUGAGGAAUGGUUUAUUGCCCAGAGGUUGGAUAUAAACGGGGAGUUGUCACAGGAGUCAACAAUAGUUCCGGUUCAUCACACCACACAGGUAAGAAGUGAACCGGAGGCAUUGUCGAGAAGGAACGAUAUCUGGAAACCACCACCCUUAUCUCGGGUUAAAUGUAAUGUUGGGGUGUCGUGGUCGAGAAGGAAUCAACUUGUAGGAGGAGCGUGGGUCUUGAGGGAUGAAAGGGGUAAAGUUCUCUUGCACAGUCGAAGAGCUUUUACCAAUGUUGAAUGCAAAGACAAGGCCAAUUUUUUGGUUACCAAGUGGGCGAUCGAGUGUAUUCUCAGUCUUCGUUAUGUGAAUGUCACCAUAGCCCUGGAAGCAGCUUCUCUGAUUUGUUAUCUGUUGAGACCAAAAGCGUGGCCAUCCUUCAAUUACGAAUCAAUUGAACUUUUGAGGUUAUUGGAAUGGGUUGAUAGGUGGAAAGUGGAAGUGGAGGGAUCAGGUACUAACAGAGGAGCUUUUCUCAUCGCUCAAAGUGUUACUAGUGAGUGUAGGCUUCAUUCCUAUGUAGCAGCAGGGGCUCCUUCCUGGUUGCAUAGUGUUUUUGAACAUGAGAGAGUUCUAUCCUCUGCUUAG